CCUGUAACCCACGAGCUCAGUGCCAGGAGUGAUACAGGUUUCUUGUACAAGCUGAUCCAAGGAGGGGGAAUCUUCUUUGAAAACAUAACUGAGGAGCAAACACCACGGGCUGGUCCUUGUCUCCUGGCAAGGGGGUUUGGUGGCUGGAUCUCUGUGCCCUGCACAUCCCAGGGGUCAUCCCAUGGGGACUACACAUCUGGGAGCUUCUCAGCACUUUGGGAAUCCUGCCUGUGGCAGGGCUUUCUUUGCAGUGGAUUUACUAGCUAUAGGAAAUUGGAAAAGGUUCAACUUCGAAGCUUCAUGUUCCUCUUCUAGGAAUAUGAGAUGGGCCUGAAGCAGUUUUUGUACCCCACACACAAGCUCAUGGUUUCAGCAGGGAGCAGCAGCCUGCGAGUAAAGGUGGACAAUUAUCAGCACGUGGUUUGCUGGAUCUUAUCACACCCUUCAUGCCAUGACUGAUGUCUAAAAGAGGAAAAGCUUCCCUUCUCUCUGCGAGCAAUCCCAACCUUGCUGCUCACUGGUGGGCAGUGGGGAGGGGAAGUCAGCUGGGGUGAGACAGCUGAUUUCCUCACAGAGGAUGGUGACACCCCGUGUUCCACAUGAUGCUUGUUCCAUCUUUGUCAGUCCAUAUGUCAUUGACUCACUUCUUUUCAGCUAUGUGUCAUGAAAAUAAGCCUUCUCUGCAAUAACAAUAGGAUGCGAAGUGUAAAGGCCAAGCAGUGCUGUGCAGCCCUGUUCUGUCCUGUCGUGGGUUUAUUCCCCAGGCUUUGUAUACCAGGUUUGCGCACUCACUCCAGGAAUUGACAGCGUUGCUGAUCUGAAUUGCCUUAAAACAUCUGGUUUGUUUUGUUGGUUUGGGGUUUUUUUUGAGUCCUGGCUUUCUGGUGCCAGCUGCCUUGGUUUCCUAUCCUGCAUCUCCCAGCAGCUGCAUCCAGGAUCCUCUCUGAGAUCAAUAAGGCACUGGAGCAUGGAAAAUUUUCGAGCAAGACUGGAGCACCUCUCUGCUGCUGGUAUGAGAGCCCAUGUCUACUGUGAAGACCUUCUGUUCCCAAAGGUGCGCAGGACCAUGGCAGACCUAUGGUCAGUUUACUCCAAGCCUGUCCCAGCAGACGGCAGAGAGCUGUGGACCUUGUUUCUGCAGUGUUCCUGCAUUACAGCGGUGAUAGGAGGCCUCUUUUACAACUGGAUGUUUGCCUCCCUGGAGUACUCCUGGCACCUCUCCGUUGCAAUGGCUGUCUCCUUCAGUCUACUCCUUCUCCUAACUCUUUUCUUGGUGCAUCCUGCCCGUUGUGUCUUCAGUAUGAUCAUGCCUACAUUAGGAACCAAACAAGGCCGGAAGAUUCUCUUGUCAACUUGCAUCAUGAUAGUAGUGGCUAACAUAAUACCCAACAUCAUAAGCAACAUUAAAACAAUACUGCAGAUUAUUAAGUGCAUCAGCAAGAAUUCCUCUGAGAGUCUUUUGAACUCAACUGCUCUGCUGGAGACAGCUUCCUGGGAGUUUGGGGAUGCAAUCCAAGAAACUGCUCAGUCCAUUGAUAUUUAUAGGCCUAUGAAUGGACAUUUUCAGGUUUCACUGCUUAAGAACAGCUCCUUGAUUUACCAACAAAUGCACCUUGCUAGUGAGAAAAUUGGGAGGGACUUUUUGAUUGUUGAGGUAUGGGUCAAAGACUCUGUGCGAGUAGGCAACAAGCUGUUCGCUGGCUUCUCCAUGCUCUAUCUCUGUUUUGAGUCCACUUGGUAUUUGAAAAAUUAUCUCACCAACCUCCGCUUUGACAAUUUUUACAUCACCGAGAAGCUGGAGAGUUUAGCUGUGGACAGAAAAGCAGCUCAUCUGCUGGUGGGCUCAUCCAAAAACCUCAUUCGACCAACAGGCUUGAAGUUGUCCCGGGAAGAAGUGAUGCUGUGCCUUGUGCAAGCCAUGCUCCUCACCGUGGCCUUGAUGCUGAUGCUGGUGGUUGUGACAGUGGACCACUUCACAUUCAGUGUGGCAGACACAGCUGUGAGAAAGGCAGCUCAGUUCUCCACGGUGCCCGUCACUCUCAGCAUCAAAUACAGUGCUAAAGUAGGGGUCCUGCCCUUUCUUUUGAAACUUUUACAUUAUGAAGAAUUGCCACUUCAGAACUUUGAAAGAACCUACCACCAUUCUCUGACCUUCAGCUCUGCCCACUGCAGGAUCACCCCUCCAACACCUCCCAACCCCUCUGUGCUGCUUGUUGUGGGGCUGCUCUUCUGCAUCCUCUACACCACUGUAUUCCUGGAAACCUAUGUGCACCGCCUGUGCAGAAAAAUCGCAGGCUCCUUCUUUAAGAGCUGGGAGGAGAAACGAGCACUUUACCUCUACAAGAAGCUGUCCAGGAAGCACAAGGAGGAGCAAAGCUGCCUGAGAAACUAGGGUACUUUUGGAAAUACAGGGAAUGCCUGAGACCUGUUGUAGUGGCUGGGCACAGGCUUCUGCAGCGGAAUCACACAUUAAAUUUUCCAGAGUCAGAGAAGUGUUUGGUGUCUGGGGAAAGAUAUUUGCCAAAAAAAAGAAAAAGGUGAAAUGUCACAUUUUGCAUUAAUUUGAGAAAAAUUGGCGCUUUGUUUAGUUUUGUUUUGUUUAGUUUUGUUAAUCUAGAAGGUCUGGAGUCAGCUGUUCCAGGAAUGGUGAUGACUUGUAGGAUAUCCCCAUUAGGCAUAGCUAACUGGGAAAUAUGUGGGAGUCAGUGUGGGGGAAGAGGUCAUUUACUUCCCCCACCACAUCCAUGCUGGAAGAAGUACAUGCUUCUUUUCUCUCUAAAAUUAUGCCUUCAGGCAGCAAGAAAGGAAACGCAUUUGACUUGAUAAAUUUCAGUUUCAGGGAGUUUUUCUUUCAGGAUUCAUGCACAGAAAACUAGGUAGACUGGAUAAAUGUUAGCCUUUAGAAGAUAGUUUAUUCACCUAAAAAAGUGUCAUUUCAGCCCACUGAAAUAAAUUCAAGACAAUAUAACCAUGAGAUGCAGAUCCUGGGCAUGGAUGGUGGUGGAAAUCAACACAUGAGGACUUUAUAAAAUCACUCCACAAUGGCUCUUCAAAAUAAAAUAUAAAUAAAAUAGCUGAAGGACCUCAGAAGAUGAUGAGAGCAGCCAAUAAAGGCCAGUUUGGAUGUUGGUCUCUUUUGCCAAGUGAGAAGUGAUAGGAUGAGAGGAAACAGCCUCAAGUUGUGCCAGGGAAGGUUUGUAUUGGAUAUUAGGAAAAAAUUUUUCACUGAAAGGGUUGUCAGGCACUGGAACAGGCUGCCCAGGAAAGUGGUGGAGUCACCAUUGCUAGAGGUAUUUAAAAGAGUGUAGAUUUGACACUUAGGAUAUGGUUUAGUGGUGGGCUUGGCAGUGUUAGGUUAAUGGUUGGACUUGGAUGAUCUUAAAGGUCUUUUCUGACCUAAAUGAUUCUAUGAUUCUAACUUAGAGCAACAGCCUGGGGGACUUCAAAAGUGGUAGACAGAAAUUUGCCAGUUGAGUCAGUGCUCUGCAGGGAACAGGGAAGUAGCAGGACUUGGAGGGCUGGACAUGCCUAAACCAAGAGCUGGUUUUGCAUGUUGGGUGGUUUCAAACUCGGAAACUAUAGUAUUGUAUCUGAGAUGCAAAAAUCCAUCACUAUGCAGCAUCUGAAACGUGUUACUUUUGAAAGAGGCAGACAUGACAUCUCUGUAAGGUCAAGAGCCAGAGGAGGGGGAGAUAAAUCAGUGCCAGCUUAAAAACAAAGCAACUUUGCAGCUUCAUUUCUUCAAAACAUCUAUUAUUUCCCUCCCUUCUCCCAUUAGAGUCUUCAUUAAGGUAAUUAUUUGACAUAAUGCACCUCAAUGAGAUUAAAUUACAGAAGUGAAGUGGCUGCAGCCAGAUGCACUGAAUUCUCUCAGCUUCUGAGAUGCUUGAAACAAAGUAGGUCUGGAUUUUUUAUUUUUUUUUUUAAGCAUCUAUCUCACAAAACCCUCUUGCAUUCAUCUCCCCAGGUUUCUAAAUUCCCUGCUGUUCUGAUGAUUAAUACAAUCACCUUUCUGCCUCUACAGAAUCUAGGGGGCUUUGUCAUGGGGUUUCUGCAGAAAAUGCCUUGUGCUGUUCUGUUUGGGGAAAGCAAAAAGAUUUUCAUGUGCUCACUGAGUAGCCAAAAUUAUCUGGAGUCAGGGGUUAAAAUAGCUGGGAGGAGAACAGAGGAGCCCCUUCAGCCAGGAAACCAUCCCAGCAGCCUGUUGUCUUCCAACAAACACAUAUUUAAAAGUUUUUCCUUCAGAAGAGGCAAGAGAUAUGCAUUAAUCUUCAAGAAAUCAUCUUUUUAUGGCCAGCAGCAUUUGGGGAACCCUCCCUGAGCAAUACCCAGUUCCUCUCCCUGCCUUCUGAGAGGGGUCUUCAGAGGAGAUUGGGGCAUGGGGAGAGAAGGCUGAAAUGGUGAAGUGCCGGGAACAAGCAUGGGGAUAGGCUUUCAUUUGGAGAUGGGCCCUACAGGUUCAGAUGGGCAUUCGGAGUGGCUGAGACCAUAGAGAUGGACUAAGAGGACUAAGUACCACCCUGCAUGUCCUAUUGCACCUAUUGUCCUAAUGGACAGGCACUGCCCAGCUCCCAGGCAGGGCAGCUGAGCAGCUCUGCUCCUGAAACACUCCUUUCCAGUCUCAAAAAUCGUAUUUAUUGGGAAAAACUGACCUCAGCCCAGAGCAGCUUUCCCUGUCUUCUCUAGAGAUUCCUUCCUUCUAAAUUUUAACCUCUAAAGACUCAUCCAGGGGACUUUGCACCUCUAGACUGUAAAAUUUGGCAUCAGACAAGCCUUGAACAGUGUAAUUAUAUCUGCUUGAAAGGAUAAUAAUCAGUGCAAGGUACUGCCCCUCUGCCUCUGCCCCCAGAGUCACAGCCUUCAUAAACCCUUCAUGAGGCAGAGAUGUGCUCCUAUUUCUAUUUUGCUGAAGAGACUAGGGAUGGGAUUGUUAUGACAUUCUUUGGUGGGUAUCACACCAGUUCUAGCGGUGUCAGUGGCAGGGAAGCAUGGGCAGCAGAGCCCCUGUAGCCUGCCUGCAUCUAGGGGUCAAUUCUCCUGCCCUUGUCCAGACAUCUGCCCCAAGAGGCAAUGGAUCAUGCCCCAUGUGCCAUCCAUCUCCUCAGAUUUGUGACUCUCACACAUAUUUUUUUGCUUUAAUAGACAUGUAGAAAUCAGCAAGGGGAGAAUUUGUGUUUGGAAGGUGAACACCUUAUGAAGCACUGGUGAGGAGGUGAGGGUUGGGUGAUAGCUGAAAAACUGGCUUUUAUCAUACUGGUGCUGAGGUUAUUACUUAGAAAGGAGGGUAAUAAAUGCUGUGAAAUGUUACACUGUGCUGUGAAGUGUCAUUAGUGUCAGAAGGGGUUUUUUAAAUAUAGGAAGGAAAAACUCACUUUGAUACCCAUUAUGAUUAUUUUAGAGGUGAAGUUGUACUGAUGCUAAAACAUGUGUGUGCCGAAGGCUGAUGUACUUGUAUAUCACUGAGAAAUCAAUGCCCAUGAAAAGGUAUCAACACGAGAGUCCUGUUGCUUGAGUUGAUGUCAUCAGAUAUGGAUUUGUAUAAUAUGUAGCUGAUGAAUCUAUUUUGAUGAGAAAAGGGAUGUUGAAAGCUUGCUCUUUACCAUUAUGCCACUUAACCCAGAGCCCAGAUUUUUCAUGUGAGAAACUAAACCCAGGGAACUGUGACAAACGUGACACUUGAGUGGGAGACUCUAGGAAGAAGAGCUCUGAGUAGUUUCCAGCCUGAGGGACCCGUGAAGAGAGUCAUGGGGAGACUGCAGGUAUGGAGUUAAAUCUGAAGAAAUGUCUGUUGCGGAGGUGAGACCUGGGGCAGCCCGCAUGGGGGAAGCAGAGGGACCUGCCAGGACUGGCCAGCAUGGCUGGAAAGAGCUGGAUAAAUCCCUUCAGUAACUUGCUUUUUCACCACCCUGGGGGUAUCAGCGUGACCCCAGAAACAGAAAUGGAAGGGAGGUCCUGAGGAGCAGAGGAUGCUCUGACAGUCCCUGCUUUGUCAGGAACAGCUUGUGCAGCACAUCAGUCAUGUUGUCCCUGGUGCCAAAUUGGGCUGUGCUGCUUUCCCUGGGCAGGGGGCUGGUGGGAGGCAGAGCUGCUGGAAACUGCUUUGCUUUCCUGUGAGGUGGUGUUCCUCAGCAAGAUAAAGGCAUAACAAAAUAAAAAAUAUUACCCAUUAUAGAGUCAUAUUAUGUGCUCGAGAAGUAAGCUGCCUUGCCAGAGUUUGCUUAAUGGUGCAACAGAGAAAUACUGAACAAAUUUAACCAGCAGGCAAAGUUAAUUUAUUCACAUAUUUUUAUUAAGCAGGACUAAUUUACAAGCCUCAUUAUUUGCUAAAGGAUCUUUAUCCCUCAGAGCCCCUCCAUGCUCCCACCCGCGCUUCUGCGCAUCGUGGCUCUCAUUGCCUUCGUUUUCUCCCAGCACCACCCUCCCAUCUCGCAGGCAGGAGGAGGUGUGGAGUGACGCUUUGCUUCCACCCGUGAGCCCCCAGUGCUGUCCAUGCCCAGACCCACGGGACAGGUCCUGCUUGUCCACCUCCUCCACGGGGGAAGUACCUGCUGGGCAAUGCUGCUCCUGCACUAGCACAGUGGCUUAUUUACUGUCUCUAACUGCUUUCUGCAGGGAAGGAUUUCAUCACAUCUAGCUUCUAGGUUUGGAAUUGCAUCAAGUUGAAAGUUCAGGGUCAGGUGUUUGUGUUUGAUGAGGCAGAGGCAAGGCUGGGAUGAUCUGGUGAGGCUGGGGAGCAUUUGGUGAUGGGAACCAAACUUCCUUGCUGUUGAUCAUCAGUGGCAAUGCCAGCUCACACCCUUGCUGAUGCCAGCCCUGACCCUGUUGUCAUGACUUGUCAUUGUAAUGCAAAUUUUCUUCAGCUGUGGAAAUGUUGCCACUGAUUUUGGGGGAGCCAGAGCAGCCUGCUCUAUCUGAAGUUGUCCUUCCCUGAUGCUGUUACAGAGCUGGGUGUUGCUGUAACCCAUCGAGGAUGUGGGAACCAGAGGGGUUUCUGGAGGUCUGGGCAAGAGAGGGGACUUGCAACUACAACUGGCAGCUCUCCCUGGAGCUCCUGUUGCAGUAGGGCUCAUUGUUGGGCAAGAAGUCCUUUAUUUUUGCCUUGGCAGCAUGGUGACCCUGUCCAGAGUCCUUUCUCCAACCAGGUUGAGCAGGGGCCAUUUUUUCUCAGGAGUUACCAUCACACAGUGCCUGUGGAGCUGACUGUUUGGCAGAGCACACAGGAGUGGAUCAGGCAUGGCUAUUUGCGUUCUCUUCCUUGUACUUGUUCAGGUUUGAUAUUUCUUAAUUUACCUAGAGAAAAGUGUUAGUUAGAAGAGAGAAAGGCCCACCAAUUAAUCUUUUCUCUACCUGUGCAAUAAACCCAGAGCACAGAAAGACACCCACACAAGGGACGGUAUCCACCCUGAAGGCUCUGAUUCCCUUGGGGUUUUGUGGUGUAUUUGUGUGGAUUUUUCAUAGAUAAAAUAUAUGCUAAGUUUCUGCUUAUGGCUGGCAGGCAAGAAUGAAUGGCCUUAAUAUACUGAGGAGUAAGUGUAAAGUAUUCAGCUAAGACAGUGCUCUAGGAAAGAUCUCAUCCAUAGCCACAAAUCUGAAUAUACCAGAGCAGACAGCUAAGCAAACAAAAAACUCUCUCUAGAAGUAUUUCCUGAUUUUUAAGCAAUUAUAUUUUUAUUACAUUUAUCCUAUCUAUAGUAUUUGCACUGUAAUUGCAGUGAAGAAGCAACAGUAGUGAAUUGCAGUGAAGAAGCAACAGCACCAAACAUUAGAAGAGGAAAUAUUAAUGAACAUAAAUAUAAACAAAUAAAAGCU
This is a messenger RNA of Athene cunicularia (burrowing owl), 7809 nucleotides long. RefSeq names its product osteoclast stimulatory transmembrane protein (gene OCSTAMP). Gene Ontology annotation, cellular component: membrane. Lineage: Eukaryota; Metazoa; Chordata; Aves; Strigiformes; Strigidae. The transcript is spliced from 3 exons. The record is from RefSeq and is a predicted model, not a curated record. The coding region runs from base 968 to 2392 and encodes 474 amino acids.